This is a messenger RNA of Fundulus heteroclitus (mummichog), 3019 nucleotides long. RefSeq lists its product as uncharacterized. NCBI's taxonomy places the organism in Eukaryota, Metazoa, Chordata, Actinopteri, Cyprinodontiformes, Fundulidae. The transcript has 5 exons. Bases 1816 to 2568 code for a protein of 250 amino acids. The record is from RefSeq and is a predicted model, not a curated record.
UUUUUCUCUUUUUGGACAUUUCUGGGUUGUUUUAAUGUGCUGUGGGAAAACGGACAUCUAGUGGCAGGAUGCUGUUACUACAACGUCAAAAGAAUCAGCAUUCACUACAGGAGGCACAAUUUUAGCCACGUUAUACACUUUAUAAGAGAAUAAAUACCCCUACUUUAUGACAUGAGAUGUCUUUUUUGGCUCUUGAGUGCCAGAUAAAUUGCCUUGAUGGGCCGGAUUCGGUCCGCGGGCCUUGAGCUUGAGACAUGUGCUCUAAGCCCUCUGCCCUGGAUGCCACAGCUGCUUCCCUGCUUCCAGACACUCGAUUCACAAUUCACUGUAGAACCGAUGUCACACUUUGAGAUAAUUAUUUCCUUUGGAUGAGGUUAGUUAGAGCAAAGAAACAACACACUUUGCCUUUAGGGCUAGGGUUUGGACACACUGCUAUAGAGUUGGUUUGAACUGAGCAAAACCUUUAACCCACUCCCAAUUUUAUUUUAUUUCUUCUCGCACCCUUUUAAUAGUUCUCCAGGAUUUCUAUAAAAAGUCCUGUCCUAAAGGCUGCCUUUUCAUUUGAUUGGCCAUUCAACCCCCUUGCACCUGACCAUGACAUGAAAUUGUGCAAUGUAUAACUAGAAAAAUGGGAAAGGUGCAAAAGCGGAGGACAGAAGAAGAAGUGUCAGACCAACAAAUAAAUAAAUAGUGUCCAGCAGAAGAAAAGUGUCCAAAGAUGCUGUCUUUCGGUCAUGCAGGAAAGACUUGAUAGGAUAGGACCCGAGAGAAGCAUCACCCUUCAGUUGAUCCACCACUGCAGCAGUUUUCAGCUUAUAUAUUUAUAAAGAAAUACACUUGUAGCCACCAAUAUACUAUUUAACAUCCGACAAACUGUGCCGCUUUUCAUGGCUAGCAAAAAAUGUAACUGGGUAAUUUCAAAUUACCUAAAGGAUAAUUUAUGAGUCGUUCUGGCACUUAUCCACACAAAACAUGUUACUUACUUGAGUUUAUUCUAAUAAUUAUAAGACUGAAUGAUUCAUAGGUCAGAGUUAUUAAAAAUAUACAGAGGAAAUUCUAAGGAACUGAAACAGGAGGAAGGGAGUCAAAGUUUGAAUAAUAAUCACUAACACCUACUUUGAAAAAAGGGAAAUGAAACAUUAAUCCAGAACUCUUGAAAAGAUUAUGAUCAAAUCUGGCUCCAAGAAGUAAAACGCAAAGCAACAAGGGUUACAUACUGCGUUUUUAAACUGUUUUGUAUAUACUAAUUUGUGGUCAGAGUCAAAACUGACACUAUGGCUAAGGAAACAAACCACAAAAGAGGGUUUUGUCUUCUUUUCUAUUUAUAUUCCAUUUGAAACCAUUGUCAACUUAAUUUAAGUUGAUUUUGGGCAGGUUUAACUUUGAUUAUUCUCUGAACGAAAGACUAGAUUGAUGUCUCAAUAUCUCCACAACCUGAACAAAAAAAAAAAAGACCUGAACAAUAAAAAAAAGAAGUAUUCGCUCCUCCUGAAGUCGCCCGCAUCAUGCACAUGACAUCCUCUUCAGCUCUGCUCCACACAGUCUACGCCACACGUCCAUGAACCCCUUUGAAGUCUUCGUCACAGGAGGCGCUUCUGGUGCCGUAGGCUGAUAUAUGUCGGUGUUUGUGCAAGUUCCUGCCUACAGCUUCCUCCCCGUCAGGGAGCCAACAAAAAACAAAAAAAAACUACUACUUCACAAGAGAGGCUAAGGUUGGAGGACAACAACGGCGCUCUCACUUUAUCGCCAGGAUCAUCAGAAUCGGAAAGGCCAUCACGCCAGGCCUGCAAGAGCAACAUUUUUUUUUUUUUAACCAUGGUUGAAAACAGGUUCACAAAACCUCUUGGUUUAGUUUUAAUCGUCGCAGCUCACAUGGUGUUCUGUGGCCUCAGCCAUGUACGUGUCAUUGGGAUCGUCGACCAAAACAUCUCACUUAACUUCACAUUUAACACUACAAUCCGAAACAACAGUAGCAUCGCUGUCUAUAAAUGUAUAUCUAAGCAACAAAAAAUCUCUGAGUAUCCACAUUGCAAAAGCGAAAUUGAGGUUUACCCUGAAUUUUCUUCCGUAAUUUUUCACCUCACAAAUCUGAGUCUAAACAACACGGAAACCUACUGGGCCACUUUAUUUAGGAAUGGUAAAACUGAAACGAGUAAUAAAGUGGAGCUGAUUGUUCAAGAGGAUAAUCGACGCACCAGUGUUCCCCCAGUGCCGAGCACCUUCACCCAGACAACAACCAGUGGAAGUUCCAGUUUCCUUUCCUCCAAUGUUGUCACAGUUAUUGUGGUUUCUCCAUUCCUUGUGUUAGCUGCAAUACUUCCAUUCUUGGUCAUCUGUCUUGCCAAACCAAAAGGCCCAACACAAGAGGCAUCACAAAGAACCUCAAAUCCCCCAGCACAGGAAACGCUUGAGGUGUCAGUUAACUCGACUGGAUCGUCGCUGGUCUACAGCGUUUUGGACUUCCCAAAGAGACCCCCGUCAACCGUGGAGUUUAGUCCCAACAAUACAGAGUACGCCAGUGUCAGCUACCUCCCAGAGAAGAAGCCAAGGUCCCACACAAACAAAUGAAUGAGUGCAAAUCUGCCCAUCCUCUUCAGUUUCAGUGAAAGACUUUAAUACCCCAGAACCUAAUAAUAUAUAUUUUUUUGUAUGUAUGUUAAAUUUUGCUUUGGGAGCCCUUUCCUGGCUUUAAAUUUUUUGUAAUGUAUAGACAUAGGAAGCAGUUUGUUUAAAAUGUAUAUGAACGUAUAUGUCUGUGUGUGUGGCGAUCAACACAUGUAAAUGGAAGACGUUACUGUGACAAAUCACAAACAUUAACCCCAACCAACCUUUUCCUCUAAAUCAACUUUUUUUGUUUGUUUCUGGGGCAGCUGGCAAGAUUUGAUUUUUGCUUGAUUGUUAUGAGAGAUUAGCUUGACUAAAAAUAUGUUUAAACUCAUAUUAACGCAUCAUUAUGGUGUUCUUUGCAUAUUGUCCCCUUACAUGCAUAAGCAGACAAAUUUGUUGGCAGCCUUUGCAA